UACUGAGGAUCCAUCAUGGAGUUUCUGUUAGUACUUAUCACCCUGCUCGGGCUCUCCCAAGCCCGUUCGGUACCUGCGGCAGGAGCACGCAUCAUAAAUGGAGAGAAUGCAGCAGUCGGUGAAUUUCCGUAUCAAGUUUCUCUGCAAACUGUGAGUAGCAGCUUCCAUUUCUGUGGGGGUUCUAUCAUCUCCGAGAAUUACGUUAUCACGGCGGCUCACUGCGUUGCUGACGAAUUGGCAGCUUCAAUAAAAGUCAUCUCCUCAACAGUUAAAUUAUCCGCUCCAGUUCAGACUCACUUGGUGGAAAAAGUUAUUGUUCAUGAAAGAUACGACCGGUAUGAUUCCUGGAGGAACGACAUUGCACUUGUCAAGGUGAAGGGGAAAUUCGUCGUCAAUUCGACGGUAGAUUUCAUUCAACUUCCUGAUGCUCACACCACGAUUCCGGUGAAUUCCUCUGCCAUAAUAUCGGGUUGGGGGAGUCGGAGGGAAGGAGGGUUCGGCGCUAAUCAUCUUCAGAAGGCUGAAAUUUUCAUUAGCGAUCAAGAGUACUGUAAAAUAAAAUAUGCUUCAGUAUUUGAAGUUGUGCACGAUACUGCUAUUUGCGCGAAUGAUCCAACAGAAGUGAAAGGUUCUUGUCACGGAGAUUCUGGUGGUCCCAUGCUUGUCGAUGGAGUCCUGAUUGGUAUCGUUUCAUGGUCUUAUCACUGCGCUCUAUCAGAUUAUCCAACAGUUUACACCAGAGUUCCUGAGUACAUCGACUGGAUCGAAACUAAUGCUCGGACAAUAUUUUGUGGAUCAAUCAUGAAGACACUCUUGAUACUCAUUGCAUUCGGUGCACUUUCUCAUGCACGGAUUGUACCAGAAUUUUUCGGACCAUCGCGUAUCGUAAACGGCGUGGAUGCAGAAGUGGGAGAAAUUCCUUAUCAGGUUUCCCUUCAACAAGUGGCGAGUAGCUUUCAUUUUUGUGGUGGCUCUAUACUCAACAAAAAAUAUGUCAUCACAGCUGCUCACUGUGUUGUAGGGACAUCUGCAUCUUCGAUCAAAGUGGUUUCCGCAACACUUAAACUAUCGGCCCCAGUUCAAACUCACUUGGUGGAAAAAAUUAUCGUUCACGAAGGAUACGAUGCGUCUGACUCCUGGAGAAAUGACAUCGCACUCCUAAGGGUGGAAAGCGAAUUCAUCGUCACUGCGACGUUGAAUUUCGUUCCUAUGCCCACUGCUGGAAUGGUCAUCCCUGCUGAUUCAACUGCCGUCGUAUCAGGAUGGGGAAAUCUCAGGCAAGGGGGUACCAGCCCAGAUCACCUCCAGAGAGCUGAAAUUCUCAUUGCUGACCAAAACUAUUGCAAAGGGAGAUAUGCUCCAGGGAAUACUGUCCAUGACACUCAGAUUUGUGCUCAUGACCCCGUUGAAGAAACAGGCUCGUGCAAUGGCGACUCUGGCGGUCCCUUGACGGUGCGGGGCAGACUGGUUGGUCUCGUAUCCUGGGCCAUGGGAUGUGCUCGAAUCGAUUACCCGACAGUUUACACAAGAGUUCCCAAAUUCCUCGACUGGAUCAAAGCUCACGCUAUUUAAAUUUACCGUUCCAUCAUCAAAAAUGUCAAAUUUAUGAUACGGUACCUUAUAAUCAAAAUAGCAAAUAUAGAUUUCUGAAUAGUAGA
Fopius arisanus is the source of this 1658-nucleotide messenger RNA. RefSeq names its product serine protease 48. Bases 16 to 1572 code for a protein of 518 amino acids. The record is from RefSeq and is a predicted model, not a curated record. Gene Ontology annotation, molecular function: serine-type endopeptidase activity. The transcript is spliced from 14 exons. Lineage: Eukaryota; Metazoa; Arthropoda; Insecta; Hymenoptera; Braconidae. Gene Ontology annotation, biological process: proteolysis.